AUGCAACCAACUCAAAGCGCGUUUACACGAGUAAAUAUUUACAAGGAGUCAACUAACAUUUUUACGACGAUAUUCUACCCCUUUGAUUCUUCAAAAGUAGUUACUCAAGGCACUCAAAGGAUGAUACAACACGUCAAACAUGUCGACUUAAGUAAUGAUUCUUCUAAUAGUACCAAUAAACUAUUACAAGCUAAGAGAGCCUCUGUUGAAAGAGAUGCAGCUCAACAAGGAUUUUUGAUAUUGGUAUUGGCCUGCAAUGGGUUUGAAGUGAAAGUAAACAAGUUGUAUAAGAAAGGGAGGACUACACAUCAAUUGUAUGUCAUCGAGUCCAUCACAAGAGAAGGUAAAGUGUACUUUAAUUUGGAUACUCUACACUUUCCAUCUGAAAAUCUGAAACAAAAGAGAAGAAGACAAGACACUGCGACUAACAACGCAAUGAUCGAUAUAAUUGAGAAGUUCUGUGGCGCUCAAUUUGUGAUGAAGAUUGGGAAGAAACUGAGUCUUAGCAUUCCAAUGAAGAGAAUACAUACAGUAUCUAUCGAUGGAAUCAAUUUCAAUUCGGAAAAGAUUAUGGAAAGGGGAAUUUAUCAGAAUGAAAGUAUCAGAGACAAUUUGACACCAGAGGGAUGCACUAUAAAUAGUAACCAAGUUGGUUCUGCUCUGUAA
Molecule: messenger RNA, 666 nt
Organism: Entamoeba invadens IP1
Lineage: Eukaryota; Evosea; Mastigamoebida; Endamoebidae
Exons: 1
Coding region: 1-666 (221 amino acids)
Source: RefSeq, a predicted model, not a curated record